AUGCUAGACAUCGCUACCAUCCUCGGUGCCAUCGGAGUUUCUGAUGCCCUUUCUGAGUGCAGAGAGAACCCAGAAUACCAGGCUCGUGGUAACAUCUUCAAUUCGGAUGCUGAGGAAGACCCCCCUGCCUGUCAGGACGUCGCUGAGGCCUUUGAGGCCAUGCCCUUCCCUGUGGUCGACCUGACGAUGACAACCGAGGCUCCCCAGGGCAAAAUCUCGAAGUGCAAGCAGUAG
Messenger RNA from Perkinsus marinus ATCC 50983, 234 nucleotides. RefSeq lists its product as hypothetical. The coding region runs from base 1 to 234 and encodes 77 amino acids. NCBI's taxonomy places the organism in Eukaryota, Perkinsozoa, Perkinsida, Perkinsidae. The record is from RefSeq and is a predicted model, not a curated record. The transcript has 3 exons.